UGCUCUGAUCCCGACGCCGAUCUCCCUGUCCUCCUCGCCCGUCCGGCGGCGACCCGACUGGCGCCUGACGGUUCAUGGAAUACGAGGUCAAAUUCUGCAGCUGCCUAUGCGCGGAGCAGGAGCACAUGCCCUGCUGGCCUGCUCACGACACCGCGUCGUUCGUUCAACGAACCUGCUUCAUCUGUGCGUGUGCGUAGCGAGCAAGCAGCCGCCCGACCCAACUUGGAGUACCAGUAUAUUACCUCAGCUCCCGCUCCUCCGCAGCCUUCUCCUCCUAGAGUCCUAGGCGACCAGCUUGUUCCCUUCGACUGCUGAUCCGAGAGGGUUCUCGUCAUUCGGGGCUAAACUUACAGCCCGGUGAUCUUAAUGAGCUUUGCGAUCCGCAGCUCCGGGCCUGAGCUCUGCUUCUUGAUCCAAGCAUCAUCGUCGUCGUCAGACAUCGAGUUCCCCCGUCCGUUCACGAUGGAUAGGAGGUCGGGAAGGAGGAGCGGGCCUCACCGGAAGGGAGCGGUGGCAGCGCACUGCGCCGAGCGCAAGCCGCAGGGGGCGGGCCACCGGGGGCCUGCGGCGGCGCCGCCCGCGCCGCCGCUGCCGGGGUACUCGUACUUCACGGCGGAGCUGGCGAUGGCGUUCCUCCUCGUGGCCGCGUCGCUGGCGCUCCUGCCGCUCGUCCUGCCGCCGCUGUCGCCGCCGCCGUUCCUGCUGCUGCUCGUGCCCGUGGGCCUGCUCGCCGUGCUCGCCGCGCUCGCGUUCGUCCCGCUCGACGCGCAGAGCCACCUCGUCGGCUCGCUGCGCUGACGCUGCUCCCGCGGGGAGGCUUAGAUUACCAGCGUACAUUAGUACAUAAAUUGCUGCUAAUUAGUAUCAGAUUAGCUAGGAUUUUUGGCUGAAGAAUUUCCAUUGUAACCUGCUGAUCAGAUAAUAAGUUGGAUACGGUCGAGCCAUGUAGCUGCAAUUCAUUCAUUGACUGAUCCCAUGAAUGCGAUCCAAAUGCAGUGGUGAUCUAAUCCCUCCUGUUAUAUAUAAAAAAAAAGUGACCUGAAUGCAGGAAUCAGAUGCCAGAUGAACGAA
Molecule: messenger RNA, 1071 nt
Organism: Panicum virgatum (switchgrass)
Lineage: Eukaryota; Viridiplantae; Streptophyta; Magnoliopsida; Poales; Poaceae
Product: protein ORGAN SIZE RELATED 1-like
Exons: 1
Coding region: 367-798 (143 amino acids)
Biological process (GO): positive regulation of organ growth
Source: RefSeq, a predicted model, not a curated record